UUAUUAUUUUCGUCGGGGUGGAAUGGACAAAAUGUCGCUCAAAUUGGCCGUCAGUUAGCUAGCUCGCUCGUUAGCUCAGCCAUUGCCGCUCUUUGAACUUGACGCGUGACGUCACAAAGAGCACCCCAGUCUUCGCCGUGUGAUUGGCGGAUUGAGUUAUUUUGGGCGGUCCUAAUAAUGGGAAGGACAUAAAUACCAAGUGACCAAGAAAAGCCCAUUCCGAGUGACAUGAUGGAUGAUCGAGAGUGGGAAACCAUUUGGGAAGUGGUGAGCGCGGACUCGGGCAAGAUGCUCAACCAACGAGAGCAGGUCAGCGGUGCACCGUCGGUGGUGAGCAUCAGCCUCCUACCUGUUGGAGUGAUAUUAAGACAGAACUUUUCCGAGCUGGUGCCGAGCCCAGUUAGCCAUCCUCCGCGACCUUCGCCAGCGAAUUCAAACACAAAGAGGAGGAAAUGCGGGGACACGUCUUAUAUCAAAAAGCCACCAAAUGCAUUCCUCAUUUUCAUGAAGGAGCAGCGGCCUUUCGUGAAGGCCGCUGCGCCACGGCAAGACAGCGCCGCUGUCAACAAGGUCCUGGGGCAAAUGUGGAAGUCGCUGACGCCGGCUGAGCAGCUCAGUUACUUCCAAGAAUCUGAGCGGCUCAGCCGGAUCCACGCCACCAGGUACCCGGACUGGACCUACAGAGACAACUACGGCAAAAAGCAAAAGAGAAAGUGGGGCAGUGCAGCCACCAGCGUAAAUCAUCUGACCGCGCCUGCGCCACAGCUCGCGGUAUUGGCCCCGGUGCCCUCAACGGGGCCCGACGAUCGCCCUUGUACAGGCAGCAUGAGGCACUGAAGGCGGAGGAAGCGGCCGGAUCGGAGCAUAGACUUUAAAUUUAUUUCAAAUGUUUUAAUAAAACUAUGAAUUUUUUCAUUUUUGUUUUUCUCUCUCAAUGAAUGUUUUUACGAAUGUAUUUUAUUAAUUCUAUUCUGUGUGUGUUGCACAGAAAAUAUACACUAAUCCCCAUUAUUUAGAACAGUAUAGAAUAAAAAAGUUUCAGGUCACAUAUUUCACACUUUCAUUUCGGGCCCACCAACCUUCCACAAAGUGAGAGCUGCUACAGUUUAC
Molecule: messenger RNA, 1110 nt
Organism: Phyllopteryx taeniolatus (common seadragon)
Lineage: Eukaryota; Metazoa; Chordata; Actinopteri; Syngnathiformes; Syngnathidae
Product: transcription factor 7-like 1
Exons: 7
Coding region: 229-837 (202 amino acids)
Biological process (GO): canonical Wnt signaling pathway; regulation of transcription by RNA polymerase II
Cellular component (GO): beta-catenin-TCF complex
Molecular function (GO): RNA polymerase II cis-regulatory region sequence-specific DNA binding; DNA-binding transcription factor activity, RNA polymerase II-specific
Source: RefSeq, a predicted model, not a curated record